UUGAAUUGAUCCAAUCGCACAUUAACCUGCGCAUGCCCGGAGAACCUGAGACCGCGGCGGGACGCGAGAGAAGGAAAUCAAGCCGAAGAAUACACCCAAGUUUGUUUAGUCCACGCGCAACCGCUGCUCCGUGAACACGUGCGAGUUGUUAUUGUGUUAUCAUCGUUAUUGUUUUUGUAAGACGACUUCUUUCUUCGCAACGUAGGAUAACGCGAAAGAUAUCGGUCGUCCAGCUGGAUAAUCUCCGACUUUUUUACAAAAUACCUCAGCAACUGGGUAUUUUUCAUAGUUUUUUUAUUCUUCGUUUUUUGAAAAAUUGACAUCGAUCAAUAGUCUUGUUUCCGAUCGAUCGAAGACUGCGAUAAAUACGACGACGUGUUAGAAAUGGCAGACGCGGAAUUGAGCAACCUUUUGAACAGGAGGCAAAAAAUCAACGAGGAUCUCGAGGAGGGCAAAGAGGUCAAGAAGGAAUACAAAUUCGUCAACGUUUAUACCGAAUUUCACGAACUCACGAGGCGCGAGAUCAAGCAGUACGAGCAGACCUUCAACAGAUUCGACGAUGGUCGUGACGGUUUUCUCGAUCUCACAGAACUGAAACGAAUGAUGGAGGUCCUGGGAGCACCUCAAACGCACAUUGGACUCAAAGCGAUGAUCCAGGAGGUCGACGAGGACGGUGACAACCGCAUCUCAUUCCGAGAGUUCCUCCUCAUCUACCGGAAGGCUCGUGCGGGUGAACUUGAACAAGGUUCCGGUCUGGGACAGCUUGCAAGACUGACUGAAAUUGACGUUGACGAAGUUGGAGUAAAUGGUGCCAAGAACUUUUUUGAAGCAAAGAUCGAUGAGCUCCGCAAAUCCAAUAAAUUUGAGAGUGAAAUUCGGAUGGAACAGGAAGCGCGUAAACGGGAAGAAGAGGAACGAGCAGAGCGACGAGCACAAUUUCGCGAGAAAGCUGCUCUCUUCGGUAAUCAAUAGUAUAUCGUUCCCGUCGUUAUGAUAAAAAAAGAAACGCUUCGCAAGACAUAGCACAGAAUAAUACAAAAAUUCUCGGACGUAAAGAGAGCUGUACAGAGUCGAAGUACGUUAUAUAUCUACAUAUAUCUAUAACUAUGCUUAUAAACAACUUGUGUGAAUUAGAAAAGUUACGUAUCGCGUAUUGAUAAUUCUUUGUGUCGUAUGAGAUUCAGAUGUUUCUUUCCAUGUCAAACUUCAUUACAUUAUUGGAGAAAAAAUUUAACUUUAAAUUGCAUCUUGCGCAAAGUUAGAGACAACCGUCAGUAAGAUAACUUAAAGUUGUAUUUUAAGAGAGAAAGAUAUUUGACAAAAUUGUUAUGCUUUAUAAUUAUAACAUAGAGAGUAUACGAUAGACAUAUUUAUACACAAAUGAAACGGAAAAAAAAAGCGAGAAAAAUAUUUUAGGACCAAAAUUCGGCGGGAACGAUUACGGAAUGCGGUUACGCGUUACUAUUGUAAUUGUUGCUGUGCACUAUAAUACUUUAGACUACAGUAAAACAUAGGUAUUAGCGAUAUAAGAUUACAUUAGAAUUAAAUUAGGUGACAAAAACUACUGACGAUAAUCGAAAUAGGUGUGUCGCGGUCGAGAUGUGCAUUUAAUCUAUUUAUGUACCGCUUGGCGAUGAAAAUAAAUAUGUACGACUAACAUUAGAUAUUAGCAAUUUAUGAAACAAGAAGUAGUGAUUGCAAUCCUGUAUCAGCGCAAAUAAUGCCAAACCUUUACAAACAUCAGUAAUUGUCAUUAAUAUUAUUGUUUGUACUAUUAUUAUUAAAUGUUUAAUUUUAUGAAAAAAUAUUGACCAUGUGUUGUUGUACUGUAAAUAAAAUAUAUGAUUAAUGUUUAUGUA
Athalia rosae (coleseed sawfly) is the source of this 1859-nucleotide messenger RNA. It is a transcript of the gene Swip-1, whose product is annotated as EF-hand domain-containing protein D2 homolog. Gene Ontology annotation, molecular function: calcium ion binding. The record is from RefSeq and is a predicted model, not a curated record. NCBI's taxonomy places the organism in Eukaryota, Metazoa, Arthropoda, Insecta, Hymenoptera, Athaliidae. The transcript is spliced from 4 exons. The coding region runs from base 385 to 972 and encodes 195 amino acids.